AAUAAAAAUUACUCUCAUUUUAGUACGAACAUUUAAAAAAAAAUCAUAAUACAGCUACAUAUAAACGUGUUACUAGUUAUUCUGUGAUAGUAACCAUAGAAUCAUAGAACGUAGAAUAUCCCCACUGAUUUGAAUGCUUUUUUUAUGUUGGUACGCACUGAGGAUUUUUAGGUUAUGAUAAUGACUGAAAUCAGAUAACCUAAUAAAUGAAAUAAUUAUUAUCGUUUUCUGUCGGAUCUAACACGGUGAACAAGAUAUACUAUCUGGUAUAAAACUAAAUUCACAUUACACAAAAUGUCAACAAAAAGGAAGCCAGAAUCUCAAGUACCGGCAGAAGAAAGUGACCAAUUAAUCAUAAGACCACUGGGUGCUGGUCAGGAAGUGGGCCGAUCCUGUAUUAUGCUUGAAUUUAAGGGCAAAAAAAUUAUGCUAGAUUGUGGCAUUCAUCCUGGUUUAUCAGGUAUGGAUGCUUUACCGUUUGUUGAUUUGAUUGAAGCCGAUGAAAUCGACCUAUUGCUGAUCUCCCAUUUUCAUCUUGACCACUGUGGUGCUCUACCCUGGUUUUUACAAAAAACCAGCUUUAAAGGAAGGUGCUUCAUGACUCACGCAACUAAAGCCAUUUAUCGUUGGUUACUGUCGGAUUACAUAAAAGUCAGCAACAUUGCAACCGAACAAAUGCUUUACACUGAAGCAGACUUGGAAGCUAGUAUGGACAAAAUCGAAACCAUAAAUUUCCACGAAGAAAAAGAUGUAUUGGGUGUGAAAUUUUGGGCUUACAAUGCGGGACAUGUUUUAGGAGCAGCGAUGUUCAUGAUCGAAAUAGCCGGUGUUAAAAUUUUGUACACAGGCGACUUUUCUCGUCAGGAAGAUCGCCAUUUAAUGGCCGCUGAAAUCCCUACGGUCCAUCCAGAUGUUUUAAUCACUGAAUCCACCUACGGCACUCAUAUCCAUGAAAAGCGGGAAGAACGAGAAAGUCGAUUUACCAAUUUAGUUCACGAUAUUGUAAACCGAGGUGGUCGGUGUCUGAUCCCCGUUUUUGCGUUGGGACGAGCCCAGGAGUUACUUUUGAUUCUGGAUGAAUAUUGGAGUCAACAUCCUGAUUUACACGAUAUUCCGAUUUAUUACGCGUCGUCUUUGGCAAAAAAGUGCAUGGCUGUAUAUCAGACGUACAUCAACGCUAUGAAUGAUAAAAUUCGACGACAGAUCGCCAUCAAUAAUCCGUUUGUCUUUAAACAUAUAUCAAACUUGAAGGGUAUCGAUCAUUUCGAAGACAUCGGUCCUUGUGUAAUAAUGGCAUCUCCCGGUAUGUUGCAAAGCGGCCUUUCCAGGGAAUUGUUCGAAUUGUGGUGUACGGAUACGAAAAACGGCGUCAUCAUAGCAGGGUAUUGCGUGGAAGGCACUCCGGCGAAGACGAUUCUGUCCGAACCGGAAGAAAUUACAACGAUGAUCGGCCAAAAACUGCCGCUUAAAAUGUCAGUGGAUUACAUUUCCUUCUCGGCUCACACGGAUUAUCAACAAACUAGCGAAUUGAUACGCAUCCUGAAACCGCCUCAUGUCGUUUUAGUGCAUGGCGAACAAAACGAAAUGAGUCGUUUGAAGGCAGCGCUUCAGAGAGAAUACGAAGACGAUCCAAACACAACAAUUUAUUUUCACAAUCCGCGAAAUACACACUGUGUUGAACUGUAUUUUCGUGGUGAAAAAACCGCCAAAGUUAUGGGGAGUUUAGCGGUGGAAGAACCAAACGCAGGGAACACGUUAUCAGGGGUUUUAGUAAAAAGAAACUUCAACUAUCAUUUGCUGGCGGCUAACGAUUUACCAAAAUACACCGACAUGAGUAUGAGCCAAAUCAUGCAAAGACAAAGUAUCCACUACUCCGGAAACACGGGAGUGCUGCGCCACUUGAUCACACAGGUUGCUGGCUUGCUGGAGCCUAUCGAAGGUGACAAGAAAGUUAGAGCAUUUAACGCGAUCGAUAUUACCAUAGAAAAUAAAAUCAUUACUCUCGAGUGGAUCGCGAAUCCCGUAAAUGACAUGUACGCUGACGCAAUCGUCGCAGCGAUACUUCAAGCCGACCUCCUGGAUACACCUAUAAAAAAUCUAUCGACAAGCGUAAAAGUCGAUCGGAUGCAUUUUAAAGAGUGCCUGAUUGAAAUGCUUCAGGACAUGUUUGGUGAAGAUUCCGUUCCAAAAAUGUUCAAAGGCGAAAGGUUGUACGUUACCGUGAAUGAUAAAAAAGCGGAUAUAGAUUUAUCAAACUUGGAGGUUACUUGUCCUGAAGACGAAACGUUUAAACAAAUUGUUGAAACUGCAGUUACAAAGUUGUAUCAGUCGUUGGCUCCUCCGCAGAUUUAAUACAGAUAUGUACAUUAUUAAAUGUAAAUAAAUAUUUUGAACUUU
Molecule: messenger RNA, 2397 nt
Organism: Zophobas morio
Lineage: Eukaryota; Metazoa; Arthropoda; Insecta; Coleoptera; Tenebrionidae
Product: cleavage and polyadenylation specificity factor 73-like
Exons: 13
Coding region: 295-2352 (685 amino acids)
Biological process (GO): mRNA 3'-end processing by stem-loop binding and cleavage
Cellular component (GO): mRNA cleavage and polyadenylation specificity factor complex
Molecular function (GO): 5'-3' RNA exonuclease activity; RNA endonuclease activity; RNA binding
Source: RefSeq, a predicted model, not a curated record